Molecule: messenger RNA, 7556 nt
Organism: Salvelinus namaycush (lake trout)
Lineage: Eukaryota; Metazoa; Chordata; Actinopteri; Salmoniformes; Salmonidae
Product: protocadherin-11 X-linked-like
Exons: 4
Coding region: 719-3835 (1038 amino acids)
Biological process (GO): homophilic cell-cell adhesion
Cellular component (GO): plasma membrane
Molecular function (GO): calcium ion binding
Source: RefSeq, a predicted model, not a curated record
CCCCACUGUAAGUGAUGCCGCACUAAGGAACACUUUCACCCAAACUCCGUUGGGGGACAGAACACUACCCAGGCUACAGUUCAUUUAUGUGUUAUUUUUUUUUGUUGCUGUAUAAUAACCUUUACAAAAAUGAAAACAGUGCUGUCAGAACUGAAGUUUUCAGACAUCGUACCAAACUGUUUAAUUUUUUGCGCGCUCUUGGAUGGAAGUUUAUGCGCUUGUUAAAAAAGCUUUAACACAUGCUCAGUGAAACGGUCUUCCAUGCAAGUGGUUUUCAGGAGAAAACAUUUUUAAAAAACACACACACGUAGGGCUAGGGCUAUUUCAUGUGAAUCAAUCAACUUGGACCAUCAGCAUCUCUCCUGCCGCCCGUAAUUGAACCACGCUUAAGUCAAGAUAUCUGAAGAGGAAUUACGUCGGCUCUUCGAGUUACAAAGUUAUUCUGCAAGCAAUGCUCUUUUUGCCUUUCGAAUGUGGACCAUAGACUUUUUUAGGACAUGGAUCAUUUUCUGUAGCGGAUAACCCUAUUGAUUUGCGUUUUAUUUGAUUCCCGCUACCCGAAGAGGAUCUUUUUCUCUCCCCUAUUCCACUUCAGUGUAAUUAUAUGGCACUUCUAAAGCAGUGAUGUCGCUACGUGACGGGAAUUGCGAUUGAUUUUACAUAUUCUGUUCGAAGGGAUAUAAGAGUUGCAUCCUUACAAGGAAAGCUCCCAUCCUCUAUGAUUAUGGACAUAUCAGGUCAGGCUCAUGUGUUGGUGGUGUUGCUCACCUGCCUGGUCAUGCUGUCCUUGGCCCAAGAGAAGGACUACACGGUGAGGGAGGAGCAGCCCGAGAAUGUCCGCAUCGGGAACCUGCGGAAGGACUUGGAUCUGAACCUUGACCCUGACUUCAAGCUGUCCUCUCCACUGCAGUUUAAGCCUGUCUACAAAACGGGCGAUGUGCCUUUGGUGAGGGUAGAGGCCAACACUGGGGAGAUCUUCACCACGGCUCAUCGCAUCGACCGCGAGAAGCUCUGCUCGGGAGUAUUCAACGAGAAGCGCUGCUUCUACGAGAUCGAGGUUGCCGUUCUGCCCGACGAGAUCUUCCGUCUGGUCAAGAUCCGGUUCCUGAUUGAGGACAUCAAUGACAACGCUCCACUCUUCCAGUCCACCGUAAUAAACAUCUCCAUCCCAGAGAACACAGCCAUCAACACCCGAUACCCCGUGCCCUCUGCAUUUGACCCAGAUGUGGGGAUCAAUGGGAUCCAACACUAUGAACUUGUCAAGAGUGUGAGUGAGUUUGGCCUGGACAUCAUCGAGACCCCGGAGGGAGACAGAUGGCCUCAGCUGAUCGUCCAGCAGAGCCUGGACCGCGAGCAGAAGGACACCUUCGUCAUGAAGAUCAAGGUGGAGGACGGAGGAACGCCACCCAAGUCCAGCACGGCCAUCCUCCAGGUCACCAUCUCCGACGUCAACGACAAUCGACCGGUCUUCAAGGACAGUGAGGUGGAGGUGAACAUCCCCGAGAACGCCCCCAUAGGAACCUCCGUCACCCAGCUCCACGCCACGGACGCAGACCUCGGCUCCAAUGCCCAGAUCCACUUCUCCUUCUCCAACCAGAUCUCCUCAUCCACCAAGAGGCAUUUUUCCAUCGACAGCACCACCGGGCUGAUCACUGUCAAGCAGCCCUUAGACCGGGAGGCCACCCCAGUCCACAAACUCAUUGUCCUAGCCAGCGAUGGCAGCUCCACCCCCUCCAGAGCUGCUGUUAUCGUCAACGUAACGGACAUUAAUGACAACGUUCCGUCCAUAGACACUCGGUACAUAAUGAACCUUGUAAAUGGAACGGUUCUACUGUCGGAGAACGCUCCUCUCAACACAAAAAUAGCCCUAAUUACAGUGACGGACAAGGACUCUGAUCUGAACGGAAAAGUGACUUGUUAUACUGACCACGAUGUUCCUUUCAGGUUAAAGCCAGUCUUUAAUGACCAGUUCCUACUGGAGACUGCGGCCCCCCUAGAUUACGAAACAACCAGGGAAUAUGCUAUUAAGAUAGUGGCGUCGGAUUCUGGGAAGCCUCCUUUGAACACUUCAGCGAUGGUUUUAAUUAAAAUUAAGGAUGAGAAUGACAACGCUCCCAUCUUCCCUCAGCCUGAGAUUCAGCUGUCCAUACCAGAAAACAAUGAUCCAUCCACGCAGCUCAUAAAGAUCAGUGCCAUGGAUGCAGACAGCGGACAUAAUGCAGAAAUUAUUUAUUCUCUUGGCCCUGACGCCCCUGAUGGGUUUAACAUAGAUCGACGGUCAGGAAUCCUUUCCGUUGGCAAACGCCUGGACAGAGAGAAGCAGGAGAAGUAUUCAUUCACUGUCAUGGCGAGAGACAAUGGGUCUACUUCCCUGCAGAGCAAUGUCACAGUGAGGUUAAUAGUGCAGGACCUCAACGACAACAGCCCAGCUUUCACCCAUCCUGAGUAUAACUUCUACGUGCCUGAGAACCUGCCUCUGUACGGGACCGUGGGUCUGAUCACCGUCACAGAUUCUGACGCAGGUGACAACUCUGUCAUAACACUGUCCAUCCUGAACGGGAAAGACAAUUUCAUUAUUGAUCCCCAGACCGGUGUGAUCAAACCCAACAUCACGUUUGAUAGAGAGCAGCAAAGCUCAUACACUUUUAUGGUGAAGGCUAUAGACGCAGGGCAACCACCCAGCACUUCAUACGCCAAGGUCACCAUAAAUGUUGUGGAUGUCAAUGACAAUCGACCCGUUUUUGUUAUUCCCUCGUCCAACUACUCUUACGAUCUGGUCCAGUCUACCACCAGCCCUGGGUCUGUGGUCACCAGGGUGUUCGCUAUAGACAAUGACACUGGCAUGAAUGCUGAGCUGCAGUACAGCAUCAUUGGGGAAUCACCAAGAGGGCUGUUUGCCAUAGACAAAACAACUGGUAAUAUAACUCUGCAGGAGAAGAUAGUCUCAGCCGAUCAGGGUUUACACAGGCUAGUGGUGAAAGUCAAAGACCUGGGCCAGCCAGAGUCCUUACACGCAAUCGCCCUCAUUCACCUGUUCAUUAACGAGACUGUAUCCAACGCUACGUUCAUUCAAGAGCAGCUACGUAAGAGCUUGGAGACUCCAUUGGACCGUAACGUGGGAAACAGUGAGGUCACAUCUCAAGCCAACGGAUACGUGAUUGUUGUCAUCGCUAUUAUAGCUGGGACUAUGACCGUCAUCUUAGUCAUCUUCGUGACAGCCUUAGUGCGCUGUCGUCAGACGCCCAGGCACAAAGUGGUGCAGAAGGGCAAGCAGAGCGGCGAGUGGGUGUCGCCCAACCAGGAGAACCGUCAAAUCAAGAAAAAAAAGAAGAAAAAGAAGAGAUCCCCUAAGAGCCUCCUCUUGAACUUUGUCAGCAUAGAAGAAUCCAAGCCUGAUGAUCCCAGCCAGGAGCACAUUAAUGGAACCCUGGACCUGCCUGUGGAGCUAGAUGAGCAGACCAUGGGGAAAUACAACUGGGCCACUACGCCGACCACCUUCAAACCUGACAGUCCAGACUUAGCCAAGCAUUACAAGUCUGCCUCCCCCCAGCCAACCUUCCAAAUUAAACCAGAGACCCCGAUGGCGCCCAAUAAACACCACGUGAUUCAGGAGCUCCCGCUAGACAACACGUUUGUGGUGGGCUGUGACUCGCACUCCAAGUGCUCCUCCACCAGCUCAGACCCGUACUCGGUCUCAGAGUGCAGCUGUCAGGGGGGAUUCAAGACUCCUGGGCAAAUCCACACCAGACAGGAGACGGCACUGAAACCACCACUCUAUGACACACUCUGUGGCUCAGGUACAACUCGCUGCCACAGGAUAAAAAUCAAUCUCUAGCUGCCAGUAACCUAGAGAGAGAAAGAGAGAGGGAGAGAGAGAGAGAGAGAGGGAGGAAGGCACAGAUGAAGAGGUAAAUCUCAUACUAUACAGUCUCUACAUCCUCAAAACACCAACCAACAAAAAGGAAUAUGUCAAUUUGGUUUAUUUAAUUUUUGUUUGCCGGAAGAAAAAAAAGUAGAACUUGAAUAAUUUUCACAGAAAUGAAGACACAUUGUUGCCUGAAACUUGACAAAACUCUCCUUUGUGAAUCCUGUAGGAGGUUUGAAAUACUUUAUAGAAAGCCACACAUUUACAGUAUCUCUUAUUAUAUCUAUCUCCGAGACGAUGACUCACGAUAUGACCCACCCCCAUGUAUAAAAAACAUACAGUACAAAUACAAUGAACAGCUCUUCUGUACUUUAUUCUGUUUCAGUAUAUGUUAAUAUGUAUUUAUGUAUAUUUAUCACAGAGUUGACUAUGUUUAUAUUUAUUGAUUCUGUUUGACUAAAGUUUACAUACCUGGUGUCUGUUGUUAUUUUGUUGUUUUUCCUUGUUUGACUAAAGUUUACAUACCUGGUGUCUGUUGUUAAGUUUUGUUUCCUUGUUUGACUCAAAUUUGACCUUCCUGGUGUCUGGUGUUAUGCUGUUUUUUUCCCUUGCUUUUUAAUCCAUUGAAUUUGCUAUUUUUGGGCUCGUGGAUAUACUGACUGGCAAUGUAUAAUGCUGCAAGCUAGACCUACUGCAAAUGGGUCUAUGUACCUUUAUGUCAAUGAUCGCCUCGUAUCGUCCCAUACACUUACAGUGCCACUGUUAGUGUUAGUAGUGGAGAGUGUGGCUAGUGUUAAUAUGCAUGGCCCACUGGGCUGGAACACCACAGCUGGUGUUAGUAGGGAAGAGUGUGGCUGGUGUUAAUAUGCAUGGCCCACUGGGCUGGAACACCACAGCUGGUGUUAGUAGGGAAGAGUGUGGCUGGUGUUAAUAUGCAUGGCCCACUGGGCUGGAACACCACAGCUGGUGUUAGUAGGGAAGAGUGUGGCUAGUGUUAAUAUGCAUGGCCCACUGGGCUGGAACACCACAUUGUGGUGAUUUACCAGGACCAGGAGGACCGUGUCUGCUGAUUGCCACCGUAGGACAGUAGGGAAUUGUACCUCAUAAUAGAGAGGAUGACUUUAAUACUUUGAGCCACAAUCACAAGGGACUCGAAAGGCUCUGUUCAUAAUCAAAAGCUGUUCUAUGUAGGACUAAACAGAUGAGCGCCAUGGUUUAACCUUCGUGUACUAGAGUCAGAUAGACAGAUUCACAGUAGAGCACCAUGGUUUAACCUUCGUGUACUAGAGUCAGAUAGACAGAUUCACAGUAGAGCACCAUGGUUUAAUCUUCGUGUACUAGAGUCAGAUAGACAGAUUCACAGUAGAGCACCAUGGUUUAACCUUCGUGUACUAGAGUCAGUUAGACAGAUUCACAGUAGAGCACCAUGGUUUAACCUUCGUGUACUAGAGUCAGAUAGACAGAUUCACAGUAGAGCACCAUGGUUUAACCUUCGUGUACUAGAGUCAGAUAGACAGAUUCACAGUAGAGCACCAUGGUUUAACCUUCGUGUACUAGAGUCAGAUAGACAGAUUCACAGUAGAGCACCAUGGUUUAACCUUCGUGUACUAGAGUCAGAUAGACAGAUUCACAGUAGAGCACCAUGGUUUAACCUUCGUGUACUAGAGUCAGAUAGACAGAUUCACAGUAGAGCACCAUGGUUUAACCUUCGUGUACUAGAGUCAGAUAGACAGAUUCACAGUAGAGCACCAUGGUUUAAUCUUCGUGUACUAGAGUCAGAUAGACAGAUUCACAGUAGAGCACCAUGGUUUAACCUUCGUGUACUAGAGUCAGUUAGACAGAUUCACAGUAGAGCACCAUGGUUUAACCUUCGUGUACUAGAGUCAGAUAGACAGAUUCACAGUAGAGCACCAUGGUUUAACCUUCGUGUACUAGAGUCAGAUAGACAGAUUCACAGUAGAGCACCAUGGUUUAACCUUCGUGUACUAGAGUCAGAUAGACAGAUUCACAGUAGAGCACCAUGGUUUAACCUUCGUGUACUAGAGUCAGAUAGACAGAUUCACAGUAGAGCACCAUGGUUUAACCUUCGUGUACUAGAGUCAGAUAGACAGAUUCACAGUAGAGCACCAUGGUUUAACCUUCGUGUACUAGAGUCAGAUAGACAGAUUCACAGUAGAGCACCAUAGUUUAACCUUCGUGUACUAGAGUCAGAUAGACAGAUUCACAGUAGAGCACCAUGGUUUAACCUUCGUGUACUAGAGUCAGAUAGACAGAUUCACAGUAGAGCACCAUGGUUUAACCUUCGUGUACUAGAGUCAGAUAGACAGAUUCACAGUAGAGCACCAUGGUUUAACCUUCGUGUACUAGAGUCAGAUAGACAGAUUCACAGUAGAGCGCCAUGGUUUAACCUUCGUGUACUAGAGUCAGAUAGACAGAUUCACAGUAGAGCGCCAUGGUUUAACCUUCGUGUACUAGAGUCAGAUAGACAGAUUCACAGUAGAGCGCCAUGGUUUAACCUUCGUGUACUAGAGUCAGAUAGACAGAUUCACAGUAGAGCGCCAUGGUUUAACCUUCGUGUACUAGAGUCAGAUACACAGAUUCACAGUAGAGCGCCAUGGUUUAACCUUCGUGUACUAGAGUCAGAUACACAGAUUCACAGUAGAGCACCAUGGUUUAACCUUCGUGUACUAGAGUCAGAUACACAGAUUCACAGUAGAGCGCCAUGGUUUAACCUUCGUGUACUAGAGUCAGACAGACAGAUCCCACAAGUCAAAGCCGAUUUAACCUGUGAGAUAUAAUAUUACAUAUUUCAAAUGAUGGUUCCAAGUGGUAAAACUCAGGCAGUUCGUUGAUACCACUUGGUUGGUUUAAAGCAACAACAACAAAAAAGACAAACUUGAUUUUGUGCACUUAUUUAUAUCAAUGCAUUAUUUAUUCAAGUGAAAUUAAGAGAGAUAAACAUUAAACACCUACAAUGAGAAGUGGUCGUACAAGCAGCAUUCAGCAGGUUUAAAUUUAUUAACAUCACUAAGGUGAAGACAGAAUAAUCUUUACAAUCCACUUUCAAUAUUAUACGCCUUUUGGUUCUGGUUUGGUAUCCACACAAAUAUAUGCCUCUACUGCAUUGUGUAAACACUUGGAGUCAUUCAUCGUGGUUAUGUCCUGAUCUUAAUUACUAUCUUCAAUACUACACUAAUAAACAGCUUGGUGGGUUAGCACUGUUGUUAAUAGUCAUGAUGUUUAAUGGUUGUCUUAUAAAGAGACUGCUUUGGUAGACGAAGCUGUAUGUACAGUAUGUGUGGCACAUAUACGAUACCUUCCUAAUGAUCCAACUCGUUUCUGGAGAAGGUACCGGAUGUAAUUACGGUAUCAAAUGUAUUACUACUGAGUAGAACCGCAGUGUGAACUAUACAGAGCAUCUUAGCACUGUAAUCAUCAUGUGAUUUAACUGAUCUUUGGGAGAAAAGAGAAAAAACAUACAUGAGAGAAGACAGCUUUUUAUCUUCUGUAAGGGAGACAGAUAACUAUGAAAUACCAACCUCACUUUUAUUCAAUGUGAAGUACAAUAUGCUUCUUACAUACUCUGUAAUUAACUUUGAUUUGCCAAUUAUGUGAAGAAAAACUGUAUAUAAAUGUUUUGUUUAUGUAUGUGUGAGCUUCUGGAAUUUAUUAAAGUCUUUUUUGCAUUGUA